AUCCCCAUUCAUGCGAGAAAAGUCGAUGCAACGCACACUGCCACCCCAAGCAAGCGAGAAGCGACGAAAGCAAUGAAGAGCUGGUCCUACGGUAGUAGCUUACUAUUAAUAGUACUACCAUAGUAUCUGCUUUCAUGGCGACCCAUGCAUAGGUAGGUAGGUAGGUUGGAUGGUUGAAGACCACCAUGACUGAUCGUUUCUUGUCUCUGGACAAGACAAGUGAAAAGAAAGAGAGUGAAAGCUCUCCUCUUGCGAUUCCCACUCCUGGACAACUGUUGCACGAUGCAGAUGAAAACGACAACCUACUAAUAGUAGUGGAUACCACUGGCUCCAUGGCGACAAACAGCCACCCAACGAUACCUCCGCAAAUUCAACUUCAGGAGAAUGCCACUGAGACGGUCCGUCAUCGGAACCAUCGUCCCGACAAAGAGCCUCCAUUGAGACGCGUUUGGAGUGGGAGCAAUAAUACAUGUAGCAGCAGUGAGCUCAUGGGACUCUCGUUGGCGGACAACCGCAAUAAUAGUACUACCAGCACCUUGCAAGAUCUGUUUCGAGCGCCAGAACCACCGGAUGCCAGCACAGAGACUGGGUUGGUCGAUUUCCGAGCGGCACUGUUGGCCGAACAGCAGCAGCAGGAUGAAAUCUUGCGGGAACAGCAACGAAGAUUUGAACAAGAACUGCACCACAAAGAAUCACAAGGAGGAAACCAUGCUUUCUCGGGAUCAUCGGUAGAGAAAACAACAAAAUCUCCAUCCAACGUUUUGCCACCAUUGUCGCCAAGUAGGUCUCCGUCACCUCUGCCACCGAUGCAUCGCAACACAAGCAACACAGAAUCCCGCCAUACCAGUACUGUCCUUGAUAGAAAUAAUCAAGAUUCACCAAACGACCAGCCCAAUACAAGUCCUGCGCAUCGACAUAAUCGGACGGUGUCGUGGAGUGUACAGAAUCUAGAGCAAGUCAUACCCGUGCCAGAGAUUGCUGCCCCAUCAGCUUCGGCCAUGCGCAGGAAACGGCUCUCGUCCCUUUCCGGGAGCCUCCGAAAUAUCUUGGCGGAUGUAACGCCCUUUGAAUCCGAAGCCGAGACCAAUAUUUUGAGAGCCGUGGAUGACAUGGGGAUGCAGCAGCAAAGGGAGGAUGGCGAAGCAUCAAGACAAAGUUCGUUCUUUUCCAAUUUACCACUGGACUUUACUUUACUGCUUCCAUCGGCAUCUCGAGAAACACACAGGCAGGAUCCACCACGGCGGCGAUCGACUCAUCAUCGUGCCAAACUUUCCGAGCUGUCGAUUGGCAACAUGUCCUCUUCACCACCCACUGAAGCGAGGGCGCAGACACCCAAACGUCCCAAUAAGCGAACGCGGAAAACACAUCACAGACACACACAGAGUGUCGAAGAAACCUUGUUUGGCCUAACGGCGCAGUUGAGCAAACUAGAUGGGGAUGCCAUGAAGAAUAUGAAGCAGGAAGACCUAGAUGAAGAGUUCCUGGAACAACGAACCAGCAAACUGAAAAAGGGACAUGAGCGAGCCAUUUCUUCGGCGGAACGAUUUGCCGAAGCAGCACACUUCCUGGUCAAUAAUGCCAUGCGUGGGAGUACACAACAUGGGAGACAUCGUCAUCAAUCGGUUUCCACAUUGCCCCCAAUCUCCGAUAUUGAAUCUCCAGCCGCCCAGCCGCCCGAAAACAACCAUCCUGACGCCAGUAAUGACAGUGCAAGUCGACACGAAGAACAGGGCACAACGCAUGAGUCAAAAGCAAGCUUUGCUUCCGCGGAGACUAGCCACAAGAGUAAACACCCAUAUCAAGCAAUGCAGGAAGAUGCAUCGGACGAGGCAAUCAUCACCGCGAACGGACAAGAACAGCACGAGGAGAAGAUUCCCAAGAAGGGGUCCAAGAAACACCAGAAGCACAGCCUCCAUUAUCACAAGGAUUUACUGGCUGAGGGGAUCCGAGAAGAUUGGGAGACCUUCAAUGAAUUCUUGUCUCCACGCACCAAGUCCAUGUGGGCCUACUGUAAAACGGUGCUUCUCUUCGUGAUUUUGCCAUCAACAGGACUGGCGUCCAUCUUUCACUACGUGCUAGCCAAUCCCAAAUCCCUCAAUUACGAUGAGGCCACGGAGGCCGAGGAACAUGAAGACCCAACAAAGGCAUCCGUUUCGUGGUGGAUUUUAUUUAUUGCCGUCAGGCAGGUUAUCACAUUGUCAUUGGCGUUGGCCACGCAUUCCUUCUGCAUUGACUAUAUUGUGCUGGGAAGCCGGUUCUCGCUGAGGUUUCUAGGGCCCGUCGCCACUCUUUUACUGGUUCAGAGCAAAGGAUGGCCUUUCACUGGCAUUAUGUGGGCUCUGUACGAUAUGAUACUCUUAGCGGGCAGUUCUCGCUUUGUGAAUCACUGGUGUUAUUGGCAAAAUGUUAUCUCAAUGUUCAAUGAAAACAAUCCUUCGGGCAACAUUCCAAACUCCUCGGCUUACUUGACCUUGCUAAGGCUUUCAGUCGCAGUCGGAGGUCUCGUUGCAGUCAAACGCCUCCUCGUUGGGUUGUUUUUGGGCCGACAAACCUUCAUCCAUCACGGUGAGGAGGUGGCAAAGAUCAUGGGCUCCAUGGUGCUGCUGGGAGAAGCUGCAACUCUUUCUCGCCUUCCGCUUCCUCGCCGAUCGUCCAAUGUUGACGACGCCACAACUAGCACUCCUGAGUGGAAGCAUAAUCUGAAUCUUUCGGAACUCCUGCAGGACGAAGUGAGUAGCGGAGGGGCAAGUCCAAUGCCGAACGUUGCAAUACCUAAUCUCGAUGACAACGGGAACGUCAGCCGUCCCGGUAACGCAAGUGCGGAAGAUGCUGAUGGCUCAAUUCCAAAGUCGGUGCGGCUGUCGGUUGGUGGAGGAAAAAGUGAAUACACAGCAAGUGAAAGACAAAUGAUCAUUGACCUUCUUGAGCGGUGGGAAGAGCCCGAGCUUGUGAAUCGAGAAACGAGCACGAAAGUCACCAUGAGUGCCGUGCUACAGUUUCGCCGUGCUCUGGCCCAUUUGAAGCGACACUACCCGUUCAGUCCAGCUUUUGGUCCUUGUGCAACGCGGGAAUUGUGUUUAGAAUCAGCCCAGACAGUGUUUGAUCGUUUGUUGUUGAGAGACAUAGAAGAGGACGGAGCAUUGAAUUUUGAUGUACUGGCUGUGGUCGCAAAUGUCAAUGGUGAGAUGGACGAGGAAAAGCUCAAAGACUUGAUAAGGCUCUUCAGACCGGAUAGGGAUGGACGGCUAUCCAGGUUUGCUUUUGUGAAAUCUGUUGACGAUGUCUACAAGAAACUGAGGCUGCUACAGGCCAAUAUACACAACAGCAGCCAGAUCGACAAUGCAAUUGAACACGUGAUAAAUGUUGGGUUCUAUUUCGUACUCGGCUGCUGCGUGUUGGCGGUCUUCGGAUUGGAUCCGCUUCAGCUAUUCUUUUCUUUGAGCAGCUUCGUCAUUGCGUUCGCCUUUGUAAUCGGGGCCGCCGCAUCGAAAUACUUCGAGGGCGUGCUGCUCAUUUUAGUUCAGAGACCUUACGGUGUCGGCGAUCGAAUUCAUGUUGCAAAUUCACAAGAUGAAAGUAGCUUUGACGGGAGUAGCGGGUGGAUCGUGGAGAAGAUCAAUCUAUUUUCCACCACAGUCUGCUACGGCACUACGAACGAACGCGCAACGGUGUCCAAUGGCACAUUGGCGAGCUCUCGUAUCAUCAACGCCGCCCGAUCUCCCAAUGCUGUUUUGUACGUCAACUUGAAAUUUGGGAUUGACGUGCCGUAUCAGAAGAUUGAGAUAUUUCAAUCGGCGGUGGAAGUAUUUGUGAAAGCACGCCCACGAGAAUGGCUAGGCUUUUUGGGAUUUCGAGCCUCUAGCAUAUCCGUGGACAGAGGCUUCAUUGAAUAUAAAGUCGUUGUCCAGCAUCGAGAAGCUUGGCAGUCUGUGAUCAGUAUUCUCACCAGCAAAGCGAAACUUACCAGCUACUGCUUGGAAGUCGCAAAGAAGUUGCAAAUGCGGUACGUGUCCCCGCCGCUUCCCGUCGACCUGAACGUUUUCGAUGCGAAACAGCUUCCUUUUACCAAUCUCGUUGAGAGCAACUCCAGAGAUAGCAUCGAGAAGACGGCCUAGCUAGCCUGGACCAGUAAAAAUUGAAACAGGGUGCUUUGUAAAUAGUGGAGUGGCAUACUUGCGUUCUGGCUCCACUUUUGUGAGACCGAUAACCCACUAACAUCCACCAUAGCGACGUAUACCUCCGGCUUAGGACGGAGACGAAAUCGAAGACAAGAAAUGGAAGCAUGUGGAAGCAGUUAACUCUUGGCCAAGGAAUUGAGAUGGAUGCUGACACCGAAUUCUAGGAACGAUUUAGAUGAACAUGGUGACUGCCGAUGGCACUUUCUCGCUCCAAAUUCAG
Seminavis robusta is the source of this 4398-nucleotide messenger RNA. The record is from the annotation of a GenBank genome assembly. Lineage: Eukaryota; Bacillariophyta; Bacillariophyceae; Naviculales; Naviculaceae.